Sphaerodactylus townsendi is the source of this 4943-nucleotide messenger RNA. RefSeq names its product hyaluronan synthase 3 (gene HAS3). NCBI's taxonomy places the organism in Eukaryota, Metazoa, Chordata, Lepidosauria, Squamata, Sphaerodactylidae. Gene Ontology annotation, molecular function: hyaluronan synthase activity. The record is from RefSeq and is a predicted model, not a curated record. Gene Ontology annotation, biological process: extracellular matrix assembly; hyaluronan biosynthetic process. The coding region runs from base 1 to 1644 and encodes 547 amino acids. The transcript has 3 exons.
AUGGCCGGGCGGCUGGCGGCGGGGCUGCGCGUGGCGGGGACCGGGCUGUUCGCGGGGGCGGUGCUGGGCGGGCUGGUGGCGGCCUACGUGACGGGCUGGCAGCUCAUCCGCACGGAGCAGCAGCACCUGUCCUUCGGGCUGUACGGCGCGGCGCUGGGCCUGCACCUGUGCGCCCAGGGCCUCUUCGCCUUCCUGGAGCACCGCCGCAUGCGCCGCCCGCCCGCCCCGUCGGCCCCCACCGCUGCCGCCGCCGCCUCGGUGGCGCUGUGCAUCGCCGCCUUCCAGGAGGACCCGGCCUACCUGCGCCAGUGCCUGCGCUCGGUGCGCCGCCUGUCCUGGCCGGGCCUGCGCGUGGUGCUGGUGGUGGACGGCAACGGGCCCGAGGACGCCUACAUGCGCGACAUCUUCCACGAGGAGCUGGGCAGCGCCGCCGCCUCCUACCGCUGGGCCGGCAACUUCCACGCGCCCGCCCCGCGCCAGGCCGCCCACGCCGCCCGCCACGUCGAGGCCCUGGUGCGCCGACACGCCUACGUCUGCAUCCUGCAGCAGUGGGGCGGCAAGCGCGAGGUCAUGUACACCGCCUUCCGCGCCCUGGGCCGCUCCGUCGACUACGUGCAGGUGUGUGACUCGGACACUGUCUUGGAUCCAGCCUGCACCGCAGAGAUGCUUCGCAUCUUGGAAGAGGAUCCCCGCGUGGGCGGAGUUGGGGGAGACGUGCAGAUCCUGAACAAGUACGACUCGUGGAUCUCCUUCCUCAGCAGCGUGCGCUACUGGAUGGCGUUCAACGUGGAGCGGGCCUGUCAGUCCUACUUUGGCUGCGUGCAGUGCAUCAGCGGGCCCCUGGGCAUGUAUCGCAACACGCUGCUGCAGCACUUCUUGGAGGACUGGUACAACCAGACGUUCUUGGGCAGCAAGUGCAGCUUCGGAGACGACCGGCACCUCACCAACCGCGUCUUGAGCCUGGGCUACCGGACCAAGUACACGGCCCGCUCCAAGUGCCUGACCGAGACGCCCGCCAGAUACCUCCGCUGGCUUAACCAGCAGACCCGCUGGAGCAAGUCCUACUUCCGGGAAUGGCUCUACAGCGCCCUCUGGUUCCACAAGCACCACCUCUGGAUGACCUACGAGUCGGUGGUGACGGGCUUCUUCCCCUUCUUCCUCAUCGCCACCGUCAUCCAGCUGUUCUAUCGCGGCCGGAUCUGGAACAUUCUCCUCUUCCUGCUGACGGUGCAGCUGGUGGGCAUCCUCAAAGCCGCCUACGCCUGCUUCCUCCGCGGCAACACCGAGAUGAUCUUCAUGUCGCUCUACUCCCUGCUGUACAUGUCCAGCCUGCUGCCGGCCAAGAUGUUUGCCAUCGCCACCAUCACCAAGUCCAGCUGGGGCACCUCUGGCCGCAGGACCAUCGUGGUCAACUUCAUCGGCCUCAUCCCCGUCUCCAUCUGGGUGGCCGUGCUGCUGGGGGGGCUGGCCUACACGGCCUACUGCCAAGAACUCUUCACGGACACAGAGCUGGCUUUCCUCAUUGCAGGAGCCAUCUUGUACGCCUGCUACUGGGUGGCGCUGCUCACCCUCUACCUGGCGGUUGUGGCCCGGCGCUGCAGCAAGCCCCAGGAGAACUGCAGCUUGACCUUCCUGGAGGUGUGAUUGGAGGAAGGGGGCUAGCGGUGAGCCCCUGCCUCGGGGAGGGUCUCUAGGAGGGCUGGUCCUUCCUGCCUGGGAGUGCUGUUCAGGGAAGAAGAUUCGCCCAGGAAACAGGCCGAUGUGCUCCAGGGAACAGGAUCUAGCAGGGCUCUUCUUAGUGCCUCUGUCAGAACUUUACGGAACAGGGUCUUUCUAGGGAACACAAGAGCCCCACAGGCUCUUGGGAAAACGCAGCUCCAGGAGUCCUUCUAAUUCUAUGCAAAUGCCACAACCCUCAGGAUUACACUGGCCCGGCCAGGGCAAGGUGUGACCGCCUCUCGUGUGAACUUGGCAGAAGGCUGUCUGGGGACCUCUCAUCCCUGCCUAGCACAAUAGAUCCCAUUGGGUGGCCUGUUGAGGAGGCCCUUCUAAGCCUGCCAGCCUCUCUGCCCAGUCUAGCACCUGCUCGGGGAUCUGCUUCCCCUCUGAGGCUGCCCUUCUACUCAUAGGGGAGGGCUUGACCACCAGGAGGAAGCCAAAGGGUAGGCAGGGCUGAACCUUUGUUCCUUCUGCGGGAUGCUCUGGAGGGACGCUUGCGGAGGGAGGUUGGGGUGUGUGGAGGCUCUUUGCCCAGAUCAGGAGUCCUCUGUUGGCCAAAGAGUGUCUCUCUCUCUCCCUCUCUUCUGUACACCAAAAAACCUCACAAGCUGAAUCCAGCAUGUCCCAGUGGGAUCUUUUCUGGGGCUGAUGGUGUGACGAGCGUAUCUGCAGAUCUGGACGGAGCGGCUGAAGAGUUUUAGCGACAGGGUGCUGUGUUCCUCCCUUGCAGUGUGUCCAGUUUCACUUGCCACCAAACAACCCACCACUGAAUGGGGCUGGGCCCUGUUUUGUAACAGUUGGGUGGGGGCGGGGCUGAAGUUUCCACCAGAAGAGGGAGACUGCUGGGCAUUCAGGCUUUCCCCACCAGCAAGGAGAGAUCCAAUGCUGCAUGGCCACCUCUCUCGAGGCUCAGCACGGGCCCUUCUGGGGCUUCUCUUGCAGACUGUCCCUCAGUGCUACUCCAGUGUGGCCAUGUGACUUGGAGCAGGUUCUACCUGCUCAGCCCUGAGCCUUUGAAAUGCAUUGGAGAGCCUCCUCUUGCAAGAUGGUGGAUUUGUUGUGGAGGGUGGCUGGCUGGCUGGCUGAUGGGCUUCUGGAGACAUCUGGCACUAAGCCUUGUCCGGGGGCUAGUUCAGUGGCCCAUGCCUGCUGCUGCUGGAAGCAUUUCCUCCGUUCUGUUGCUUUCUGCUGGGCCAGCACGCUCAGCCUCUUGUGCUAGCAAGCCUGCUUAUUUCCAGGGGAGGGGGGAGGGUUCGGUAAAAUUUUGGAUUCUUGAUCCUCUCAGCCUUCAGCUCUUUUUGACAGAGGGAAAACAGCAAGUUUCUAAACAUCGCGUUUUUCUACAAGUUUUGAAAGUUUUUGAAAGUUCACUGGACAACUGAGGGGCCUUGUCUCUGUGCUGCUCUUGCUAGGAGAAACAGAACUUCAAAGUCAAGAUUAGGAGUCCCAACUAAGGCAUGCCAAUGAAAUGUAGGAAGGCGAAUGUUGACAUAAUUUUAUUGAUCUGUACGGUUUAAGUUUCAGGUGCUGAAUGUGCUCAGGAUUUUGUAUGCUCCAGAUUUAGGACUUUUGUGCUUUUCAGGGGAUGCAACCUACAGCUGUGCUGGAGUUUCCCACCAGUUUCUGACAUCACGUUGACUGAAGCUUCGUCACAUAUUUCUUCCUUCUCCAGUCCCUUUUAGAUUGUGCUGGGGUGGGGAACCCACGGGCUGGAGGGGUCUUGCUAAUGGCAUCAUCUCACUCAUUUUGCCCAGGAAAAUCUGUCAUUCCUUUUAACCUGGCAGGUCUGGGCUGAGGGUAGCCACCAAGUGAGAAAUGCUCUGCCAUAAUAGGCUGCUUCCUUCUACUGUGCAAUGCAAGAGGCUAUAACAUACACAUAGACACUCUUUGAACAUACGCACAACUAGACAGCCUUCCCCCACUGCAUUAUUGUUUGAAACAAACCAAUCAGCCCAACCAUUCCAGAAAGGUAGAAGUUCUGCAGGUGGUGUACAUUGUGCACAGCUCAUCAGCUUGUAUUUUUGCUUAAAAUGUGGAUGUGGGAGAGGAAGAGUGGAUUUUGUUCAAAUUAUCAUCUUAUGAAAGAAGUCCCCCCUCCCCUGCCACAAAAUUCCUCCGGGGCAGGGGCCUUACAUCUUUUACCUUUUCUGUCUCUUGUUACAGACCCAGCAAACUGAGUCUUCAAAUGGAUGCUAUUAAUACCACUUACCCUUUUGAGCCGGUGCACUGAAAAUGUCUUGCCUUGCAAAUUAGAUGGGGUCUUGUAUUGGACACCAACAGGACAGUUUGCCCUGCUAGACGCUACUCUGGUCUGAGCCAAGACCAGCCUUGCUGCGGCCACUGGCCUUGGGCAACUCCCAGCCAGGCCAGAACCAGCUCUGCUACCCCCAUCUCUAGGGAGGGGCAGAGAUGUCUCCAAGAGGUAGUUUUUCUUAAUUGAGCCAUUCUGCUGUCUCUUACUUAAAACAAAAGUUUGUAGGAAUUUUUGUACUUUUCUGUAACAACACUAGAGUUAUUUGUAAACUUAUCUAUUUUUACCCUCAUCUAGACCCAGCCCAGAGUGGUCUGGUUAAGUAUUUCCUACCUCAGGGAACACCUGCACAAGCUGGAAGGUCCAUGUGCCCCCCACCCCCAGGUACCACGUGCAAUCUCCUCGUUAGCAAGAGAGUCCAUUCAUUUGGAAAGUUUGCGGCUCUGAACACUGCAGGCAUCUGGACUAAAACCAGUUGGAUUUGCAGGCAGGUGCCUCUCCUGCCAGAUCAAAUAGGGUAGUCAAGCUGGCGUGCGUGUGCCCACGUGUGCCCCAAAUGAGCGCAUUUGAAAGCUGGUGCAGCUCCCCCCCCCCCCCAGCACUGUGACAAAAGGUAGCGGUGGCUCCCACAAUUCCCACAAUUCCCACCUGCCUCUCCCCCCAUCCUGGAAACGCUGCUUUUGCUGCUGCUUCCUCUACAGCCGGUGCUGGUCCCAGGCAUGGGGGGGGGGGGGACGGGGGACGGGGACACACGAAGCUCCAUGCCAAACUCUCUCUUUUAUCUUAAUUGAGCCAUUCUGCUGUCUCUUUACUUAAAACAAAAUUUUGUAGGAAUUUUUGUACUUUUCAGUAACGACACUAUAGAGUUAUUUGUAAACUUAUUUAUUUUAUACCUUUUUUGUAUUUUUUGAAAAUGUCAAGGAUUUUUUUUUUGUAUUCUACGUUUGUUACAAUAAAAUAUCUUGUUAAGACA